Molecule: messenger RNA, 1911 nt
Organism: Malaclemys terrapin pileata
Lineage: Eukaryota; Metazoa; Chordata; Testudines; Emydidae
Gene: GOLGA7B
Product: golgin A7 family member B
Exons: 5
Coding region: 117-596 (159 amino acids)
Biological process (GO): protein targeting to membrane; peptidyl-L-cysteine S-palmitoylation
Cellular component (GO): palmitoyltransferase complex
Source: RefSeq, a predicted model, not a curated record
CCCCCCCCGUUCCCAGCAUCCGGGGCCGCCGCGCAGGCUCAGCCCCGGUUCUGCGCCUCGCUCCGGGCUCCGGGCAGCGGCUUCAGCACCAGGGACAGCGCCCGCCGGUCCGCGCCAUGGCCAGCGAGGCCCAUGACCUGCAGGAGCUGCGGCGAAGCGCCUCGCUGGCCACCAAGGUCUUUGUGCAGCGGGAUUACAGCGACGGGACCCUCUGCCAGUUCCAGAACAAGUUCCCCCUGGAGCUGGACAGCCGGCUCGAGCGGCAGCUCUUUGAGGAGACAGUGAAGACCCUCAAUGGCUUCUACGCCGAGGCCGAGAAGAUCGGGGGCAGCUCCUAUCUGGAGGGGUGCCUGGCGUGUGCCACAGCCUACUUCAUCUUCCUCUGCAUGGAGACCCACUACGAGAAGGUGCUGAAGAAGAUCUCCAAGUACAUCCAGGAGCAGAACGAGCAGGUGUAUGCGCCACGGGGCCUGCUGCUCACCGACCCCGUGGAGCGGGGCAUGCGGGUCAUCGAGAUCUCCAUCUAUGAGGACAGAUGCAGCAGCGGCAGCACCAGCAGCGCCAGCACCAGCAGCGGGGGCGGGGGGGGCCGGUGACUGGCAGGGAGUCCCUGCAGGGACGAAGGCCUCGCCGAGCUCCGCCGGCUGCGGUACCAGAGCACCCGCUUCUGAGCACCCCCGGGAGGGAGGGGCUGCGGGGACCCCAGCGGAGACCUGCUGCCGGAGCGGGGCGAGGGCGCCUUGGGCUGAGCCCCAUGGGGCCCCUUGGUAGCCAGCCCAGCCCAGAGCCAAUGGGCCUGUCCCAGGACUUGCCCCCAGCCCAUGCCCUGGGCAGUGCCCCCUGGGGCAUCCCCCUCCCAUAAAGCCAAGAGCUGAAGGAGCUGCAGAGGGGGCAGCGGGGGGAUCCUGCCCCGGGGGGGCUGCCGGCCGCUGCUCCUGCUGCAGGGAGUGUAGCCCCGGCACACGGCGUCUGCACGGCCCUGCUGUGGCUGGCCAAGCCCCAGGCACCGCCCUGUACGGGGCGCUGUGCCUCCCACCCCAGGCCAUGUCCUCCCCCCUCCGCAAUCCCCUCCCAGCUAACGACUCCCACUCCAUUCCCAGCUGCUUUGGGCCAGAGACCCGGCUUGGUGGGGCCCUGGGGCACCAUCCGCCUCGGCUGUCCAGGCACCCGCCCCGCGUGAAUGAGCCCAUUGGGGACACUGGUGGACGUGCGGGGGAGAGGGAGGGGCUGGGCGGUGACGGCACAUCCCAGGGGGUCACCAUCCCUCGCCAAACUCCUCCUCAGCCGAAGGGAUUGGAGCCCACACCCCGGGGGCUGCAUGGCCCAGCCCCGCCCUGCCUGCUCCCCGUCCCUUUCCCUGCAUGAGCCCGUCGCUUCCCGCAGCAUGAACCGCCCCACCCCAGAGCUCAUGGCUCCAGGGCUGGGGCCGUGGCCUGGGGGCUUUGUGCCCCCAUCAAAGGUUAAAGUGCUGACCCUACCCACGGGGGAGGAGCGACCCAUCACCCCCAUCAGGGGCGCCCCCCCAAGGCAGUUUUCCUGGAAGGUGCCCCCCCGCGUCCUGCCUGGGCUGGGGGGUGCCCUGAGCCGGGCCAGCUCCAGGGGGGGCAGGGAUGGGGCUAGAGAGGAGAGCCAGGCCCGGCCCUAUGGGGCGGGGGCACUGCAGGGAAUGGGGCAGAGGGUGACAGGUGAGGUUCCCUGGCCGGGAUGAUGCCGGAGGCCAAAGUGAAUGGCCCAUGGACCUGCCCUACGCAGCAGGGGCGCUGCAGAGCCUGGGGCAGAGGGGCGAUGGGGCAGGGCUGAGCAGGUAUCGCUCUCAGAGGGCUCUGGGACAGCAGGCUGGGGGCACAGAGCACUGGGAACGGCCCCUGCCCCCCCCCCCCCCCCGGACACACAAUAAACCUUGUGCUGCCA